GGAAGGGCUGUGGCGAAUGAAUUUCUGGCAAGUGGGUAGGAAAUUGCUCCUCUGCACAGCCUGACGCCGUGGGCAGGCAGCGAGACCGAGAGUAUAAGAAGUCCGGGCUGGGCCGGCGGCAGAACCCCGGUGCGCCGCAGAAGACAUGGCCAGCUGCCUAGGAGCCCGCGGGAACUGGAGGCCUCGGGGAGUCUUCGGAGCCGCCCAGCUUCUCUGCCUCAGCGCCCUGAUCUCCGAGCUGACGGGCCAGCACGGCGCGGCGGCGUGGACCUACAACUACAGCAGCAGCGCCUACUCGUGGAACUCCUCCCGCCUGUUCUGCCAGCGGUUCUUCACGGACCUGGUGGCCAUCCAGAACAAAGACGAGAUCGCCUACCUGAACGACGUCCUGCCUUACUACAAAGACUACUACUGGAUCGGGAUCCGGAAGAUCAAUAACAACUGGACCUGGGUGGGGACCAAAAAGACCCUCACCAAGGAGGCUGAGAACUGGGCCGACAACGAGCCCAACAACAAGAAGAACAACCAGGACUGCGUGGAGAUCUACAUCAAGAGCGUGUCGGCCCCCGGCAAGUGGAACGACGAGCCGUGCGGGAAGAGGAAGCGGGCGCUGUGCUACACAGCCUCCUGCCGGGACCCGGCCUGCAGCCGACAAGGGGACUGCAUCGAGACCAUCGGGAACUACACCUGUUCCUGCUACCCCGGCUUCUACGGACCGGACUGCGAAUACGUCAGGGAGUGCGGGGCCCUGGAGCUCCCCCAGCGCGUGCUCAUGAACUGCAGCCACCCCCUGGGAAACUUCUCCUUCCACUCACAGUGCAGCUUCCGCUGCGCCGACGGGUACACCCUGGACGGAGCCCGAGAGCUGGAGUGCUUGGCUUCCGGAACCUGGUCCAACAAGCCCCCGCGCUGUGUGGCCACCCCGUGCCCGCCGCUGCGGCCCCCCGAGCGAGGCAGCGUGCGCUGCCUGCCCGCUGCGGGUGCGCCCCCCGGCCAGUCCAGCUGCAACUUCAGCUGCGAAGAGGGAUCCGUCCUGGUGGGGCCGGAGCUGGUGCAGUGCACGGCCUCGGGGGUGUGGACGGCCUCGCCCCCCGUGUGCAGAGCCGUUGCCUGCGAGCCCCUGGCAAGUCCCCCCAAUGGAAGCGUGGCCUGCUCCCCAUCCGCAGGACCAUUCCAGUACAACGCCAGCUGCAGCUUCCGCUGUACGGACGGCUUCGUGCUGAGCGGAGCCGACACGGUUCGGUGUGCCGGCACGGGGCAGUGGACAGCGCCAGCCCCAGUCUGCCAAGCUCUGCAGUGCCAGGGUCUGCGGGCUCCGGACAGGGCCUGGAUGAGCUGCGCCCACCGCUUCGGUGCCUUUCAGUACCAGUCCACCUGCAGCUUCGCCUGUGAGGAAGGCUCAGCCCUGGUGGGCGCCAGCGAGCUACAGUGCCUGGCAACGGGGGCCUGGAGCGCGCGCCUUCCGGAGUGCCGAGCUGUUACCUGCACACCGCUGCCAAGCCCAAAGAAUGGGACGGUGACCUGUGACCAGCCUCUGGGACAUUCCACUUACAAGUCCACUUGUCACUUCACCUGUGAUGAGGGAUUCUCUCUCACGGGACUACAAAGACUGGACUGCACUGCAUCUGGACACUGGACAGGCUUCCCACCGACGUGUGAAGCCAUCAGGUGCCCAGAACUACUCGCCCCAGAGCGGGGCAGGCUGAAUUGUUCCGACACGCGCGGGGAAUUCAACGUGGGCUCCACCUGCCGCUUCUCCUGCCACGAGGGCUUUCGGCUGGAGGGGUCUGACAGCGUCACAUGCGCAGCGUCUGGGAGAUGGACGGCAGCCCCGCCGACCUGCGAAGGGGCAGCGGUGGCUCCCACGCCAGCAGUGCGAUGCCCGGCCCUCGUCACUCCGGAGCAGGGCACCGUGUCCUGCAGACACCGCCUGGCAGCCUUCGGGCCGGACACCACCUGUUCCUUCGGAUGCCAAGCCGGGUUCACACUCAGGGGAGAGAGGGAGCUCCGAUGCAGGCCGUCAGGACGGUGGACAGCAGCGGUGCCAGCCUGCACAGCUGUCAAGUGCCCUGAGCUGCCCGUUGUGGACCCGCUGCUGAUGAACUGCUCGGACCCUUGGGGACAGUUCAGCUAUGGGUCAGCCUGCACCUUCCACUGUCCAGAGGGACAACCGCUCGCUGGCUCGGCGAGGACAGCGUGCCUACACACAGGCCAGUGGUCCACGGCCGUGCCCACCUGCCAAGCGGGGCCUCUGACUGUCCAGGAAGCUCUGACUUACUUCGGGGGCGCAGUGGCCUCUGCCACGGGCUUGGCGAUCGGUGGGACCCUCCUGGCUCUGCUAAGAAGGCGCUGCAGGCAGAAAGAUGAUGGGAAAAGCCCGUUGAACCCUCACAGCCAACUGGGCACCUACGGAGUCUUCUCGAACGCUGCGUUCGACCCGGCCCCUUAAGGUAAGUCCCCGGUGACGACAUUUUUAAAGGGAGCAGAACGGUAGGGGGGAGGGGAAGCCUUGAAGCUUGACUUUUCUUUAUAUGAUCACGAGUUAAAUUUCACGCAUGUAUUAAGGUGUCAGGCCGUGAAGG
Molecule: messenger RNA, 2582 nt
Organism: Phyllostomus discolor (pale spear-nosed bat)
Lineage: Eukaryota; Metazoa; Chordata; Mammalia; Chiroptera; Phyllostomidae
Gene: SELP
Product: selectin P
Exons: 15
Coding region: 146-2449 (767 amino acids)
Biological process (GO): heterophilic cell-cell adhesion; leukocyte tethering or rolling; response to cytokine
Cellular component (GO): external side of plasma membrane; membrane
Molecular function (GO): sialic acid binding; oligosaccharide binding
Source: RefSeq, a predicted model, not a curated record